Adelges cooleyi (spruce gall adelgid) is the source of this 2960-nucleotide messenger RNA. It is a transcript of the gene vari, whose product is annotated as protein PALS2. The transcript is spliced from 12 exons. Bases 227 to 2044 code for a protein of 605 amino acids. NCBI's taxonomy places the organism in Eukaryota, Metazoa, Arthropoda, Insecta, Hemiptera, Adelgidae. Gene Ontology annotation, cellular component: cell-cell junction; plasma membrane. The record is from RefSeq and is a predicted model, not a curated record. Gene Ontology annotation, molecular function: protein binding.
CAGUACACGUUCGAACACGAGAGCGACAUGACCACCGUCGCCGCUGCCGCAGCAGUCGGAGUAUCGCGCCCGGUACGCCUCCGUCUCGUACAACACUAACUGUUUGGUUAGGUUUUUGGAGGAAAGAAAUUCAAAAAUUUUUUUUUUUUUACCACGGUACCUCAGACCUGUAUUGCCGCACUGGUCGUUUCUGCGCUUUGCUCUGUGUACGCGUACCGACCGAACGAUGGUGUUUUUCGGCAAAGACAAGACGGAUCGCCGCGAACUGCUGGCCAGCAUGGAUCAAAUCUCGUUGCACAAGAUCCACGACAACGCUGCUUUUCAGCACGUUCGUGACAACAUCGACGAAAUCAAUCAUCACGUAAAGGCCAAAGAGACUGAUAUCAUAUUUCUAAAAACCCUUAUGGACAACCCAACCGUGGAGUCUAUAAUUAAAGUUCAAAACUGUUUGGAGGAGUGCAGAACUUGUGAGCCGGUCGCCAGCAACUCUAAGCAAACGCUGAACGAAGUGUGCCACCAGUGCAAAGCGUCCAAACAACCGGCGGCCAAGGAUUUGCUGUCAAUUUUUACCAAAUUACACUUUAGGGCCCUGUUAGAGAUACACGAUAAAAUAGCUCUGAAGAGGUUAAAAAGAGCGUUGGACAGAUCAGACUUACCGCCGACCCCGCCGACACCACCUCAGCAACAAAACGGAACAAAGAUGUCCACACAGUACAAAGUAAUAGGAUUGCGAAAGAAGCCGGACGAACCGCUGGGCUUAACGGUCGAACAAGACGAAAACGGCAACCUCAUCGUGGCCAGGAUAUUUGCGGGCGGCGCCAUCGAAAGGCAAGGGCUGUUGAAAAAAGGAGACGUCAUUCUGGAAGUAAACGGCGAAAGAGUGGACAGCCCCGAAGAUCUUAUGAACGAAGUCAGUCGCAGCAAAGAAACGCUACAGUUGAGAAUCGCACCGGGGUUUUACCACAAAAACACUACCAGAACGCAGCAAUGUUACAUGAGAGCACUGUUUGAUUACGAUCCUUCGGAAGAUAAUCUCAUUCCGUGCCGAGAAAUUGGCGUUUCGUUCAAACACGGCGAUAUUCUUCAGGUACUCGAUCAAAAAGAUCCCAACUGGUGGCAAGCUAAGAGGGUAGGUGAAAACGAGCUACCCGGAUUGAUCCCGUCCCAAGAACUCGAGGAAAGACGCAAAGCUUUUGUCGCGCCGGAAGCCGAUUAUGUUCAUAAAACAAGCAUUUGUGGAACUAGGAUUUCCAAAAAGAAAUGCAAGAAAAUGUACCAAUCGAAAUGGAACGGUGAAUUCGACAAGGCGGAAUUGAUACUAUACGAAGAAGUCACCAAGAUGCCACCGUUCAAAAGGCGUACACUGGCGUUGGUCGGCACGACCGGCGUGGGCAGAAGGACUCUGAAAGGCCGCCUGAUCAACAGCGAUCCUGCAAAGUUUGCCGGAGUAAUACCAUACACGACAAGACCCCAAAGGGAAUUGGAAGAAAACGGCCAGAACUAUUGGUUUGUCGACCGCGAACAAAUGGAACACGACAUCCACGAGCACAAGUUUUUGGAGUACGGCGAACACGGUGGUCAUUUCUACGGUACCAACUUGGAUUCCAUACGGGACGUUAUUAACCAGGGCAAGAUGUGCGUCUUGGACUGCAGCCCAGUGGCGUUGAAAAUUCUUCACAACUCGUCCGAAUUCAUGCCGUACGUGAUAUUCAUAGCGGCUCCGGGCGUGGAAAUCAUGAAGAGCCUGUACGAUUUCUCGAGGAACUUUGGCUAUUCUAGUCGUACGCUAACUUUUGAUCGCCAGAGUUCCAUUAGAUAUAGUUCUAGGAGAGCUCGCACGUUAGAAUCGCUCGCUUCGAUUUAUGAGGACGAUGAUGUGAAGAAACAGUUGGAGGAAAGCGCUUGUUUACAACGAAUGUACGAGAAAUACAUUGAUCUGGUUAUUGUCAACGAAGACUUUGAUCAAACGUUCCGCAAAGUGAUCGAAGCUUUGGAAAUCAUCUCGAACGAGCACCAAUGGGUACCUGUCAACUGGGUCUACUAAGACAUACAAUACAUGAGACAUAAUAUAUACCUAGUAUUAUGUCGUCGAUACAUCACCAUUUUAUUUUGCUGUAAUUAAUACGUGCUACGCUAAACCGUACACCAAUUAUCUUAUAUCAUAUAUUGUAACUUUACACAAGCCAAAGACGACACUAAUAUAGUAAAUUUAUAUUAUAUUUUAACGCGCAACCAUAUUUAUUUUUUCGUUAUUGCGCAUGUUAAAAUACAGUAAACACGCUUUUGCUUUUACAUUUUUGUACUAAGAACUUUUGUUUUAAGAACUGACUAAUGUGUUCAUUAUAAUAUUAGCGAGCAAAUGGCCGUACUCGGAUUAGUUGAUUUUUGUUAUUCCAUAAAACAUGUGUAUGGUAAAAAAUCGGCUAGGAAAUGUGCCAUUCGCAGCCUACUUGUGUAAUAUUAUUUCGCUUCCUCCAUUGUUGUAAUCUCGUUUAUAAUAUUUUAGUUUACCGAAAUUAUAACACAGUGCACUUUUUGAUAGUUUAUGGCUAUAAUUAAUAUUUAAUAUUAUAUUAUUAAUACGCGUGUCCCGAGACACACAACGAAUCGUACCAUUAUAAGUAUUAUUAUAGUAUGCGUAGGCGAUAAAACACCGAAAAUUCAUUGUAAUUUUUAGCGGUGUGCCUAUGCCCAAAUAAUGUGUAAUAAUAGUUGCUAGUAAGUAGUUUGUAGACGUAGUUAUAUUAGUUAAGUUAUUAUUCGUGAAAAAAACGGAACAAAAAAUUAUAAUGAUUUUUAUUAUAUCAUAAUUUGUUGUUUUAGAAACGAAUACGAAUCCGUCCAAUAUAUUAUAUAUAAAUAAUAAUAAUUGUGUAAUGUCAUAUUUUUAUUAGUGAAUUAUUUUGUAUAAUCUCAUUUUUUUCUCGUCGAAUAAACACGAUAUACUUUUUAUACCGUCA